GUGAUAUAAUUGAUUUAAAAUUUAUAUUUUAAAUUGUUAAACGGUAAUUAGUUUUCAGGAUAUUAAUAAUUUGGGAUAGCAACAGUUUGUUUAUAAUUAAUUCUUUCGUGACGAAUGCAGAAUUUGCGUUUUGUGGUUAAAUUUAGAGGGGGCUUACAAUAAUAUAUAACUCAACCAGUUACCAUGUCGUAUCCUCCACUUCCUCCACUUCAGGGACCACAACCCACUUAUCCGGUGCCAUAUAACACCCCAUAUCCUCCUCCUCCUCCUGGACAAGGAUAUGGACCUCCAGGGUACGCACCAUAUGGACCACCUGUCCCUAAUCCAUAUGGACAACCAGGGCCGAUAGUUAACCAACCAGGCAUGGCACCCGCAGGUCCAGGAAAUGGUUGGAUGAAUUUACCGCAAGGAAUUCCCAAUUGCCCUCCCGGAUUGGAAUACCUUACUACGAUUGAUCAGCUACUUGUACAUCAAAAGGUCGAAAUGCUAGAAGCUUUUACGGGAUUCGAAACGAAAAAUAAAUUUACAGUAAAAAACAGUCUUGGCCAAAAAGUCUAUUAUGCCAAAGAAGACUCCGAUUGCCUCACUAGGAACUGUUGCGGUCCAAUUCGUCCAUUUGAGAUGAGAGUUUGUGACAAUUUCGGUAACGAGGUGAUCCACCUGCAUCGACCGCUUGCCUGCGAUAGUUGCUGUUUUCCUUGUUGUCUACAGAGUAUGGAAGUAUCGGCUCCCCCAGGUACAAUCUUGGGUACGGUUGAGCAAGAGUGGAGCAUUUUCUGUCCUACGUACGCUAUUAAAAACGCUAGCGGAGAAACCGUAUUACGAAUCGAAGGACCUUGCUGCACAACAAGCAUUUGUGGCGACGUUGAAUUUAAAAUAAUGUCUUGCGAUGGUUCUGUACAAGUGGGUAAAAUCUCUAAGCAGUGGUCCGGUUUAAUUAGGGAGAUGUUCACUGAUACCGAUUAUUUUGGUAUAACAUUUCCAAUGGAUUUGGAUGUACGUAUGAAGGCAGUCAUGCUGGGCGCUUGCUUUUUAAUUGAUGCAAUGUUCUUUGAAAAAACCAAAUCAUCCGAAAAUGCUUCGAGUAUGCUAUAAAUGUUUUCUUUUAAUGUGUUAUUUGUGGUGGUUUACUCAACACUAUUUUGUGUAAUGCUUUCAAUAUAUUUUUUAAAAUUUAUUAUGCCAAGUAUUAGGUCUAUUAAGAGAAUUUAAUAUUUAGAUAAAGUCUUAUCAUUUCACUAAAAGUGGAUGACAACUACGCUUAUGAUCCUCGAAAUAUUUUUUUUAUAUUGUAUUGUUGUUCUGAGCUUUUAUAUUGUGUGUUAUUUAUAUAAUAUAAUAUUGUAUGUUUGGA
Molecule: messenger RNA, 1354 nt
Organism: Anthonomus grandis grandis
Lineage: Eukaryota; Metazoa; Arthropoda; Insecta; Coleoptera; Curculionidae
Product: phospholipid scramblase 2
Exons: 7
Coding region: 184-1095 (303 amino acids)
Biological process (GO): plasma membrane phospholipid scrambling
Cellular component (GO): plasma membrane
Molecular function (GO): phospholipid scramblase activity
Source: RefSeq, a predicted model, not a curated record